Molecule: messenger RNA, 1080 nt
Organism: Rotaria sp. Silwood1
Lineage: Eukaryota; Metazoa; Rotifera; Eurotatoria; Philodinida; Philodinidae
Source: the annotation of a GenBank genome assembly
AUGUUGAUGGAUAUUGCUGUACAAUUAACAAGAAGUGUUUUGAUUUUAUUGAUCAUUUUCGGAACAAUCGGUAAUACUCUCAAUUUAUUUAUCUUUACUCGUCCAAAACUUUUACGUUCAUCAUGUACAUUAUAUUUUAUUGCUGUUUCAAUUGACAAUAUUCUAGCAAUUUAUCUAGCAGUACUCUAUAGACUCCUAAUUGAUGGAUUUUCUAUUGAUGUUGGAUCUUUAUCACCAAUUAUAUGUAAAUUGAGAGCUUAUUUUGGUUAUAUGGCUUUAUCUUUAUCACCUUAUCUUUUUAUAUUAGCUUGUUUUGAUCGAUAUUGUUCGAGUUCACCAUCGAUAAUACAUCGUUCUUGGAGUAAUAAAAAAAUAGCAAAACGAUGUAUUUGUGGAGCAAUUGCUUUAGUUGCAAUACUCUAUUCACAUAUGGUUAUAUAUUUUGAAACUCAAUCAAAUGGAUCAAAUAUAAUUUGUUAUCCUCAACAAGGAAUAUAUGAUUCAUUUUGGAGAAUAUUUUAUUUAGUGAUCUAUUGUUUUUUUCCAUCUAUGUGUAUGAGUUUAUUAUGUUUACUUAUAGCGAUAAAUAUUCGUCAUUAUUCACGUCAAAUUGAACCGGCAUUAGCCAAUGUUAGCGAUCUUCAUCGACGUUUGGAUCGUAAUUUAAUUCGAAUAUUGUUUUCACAUUAUUCAACACAAACUUUAUGCAUAUUACCAUUUGCUAUUGUUAAUCUUCUUGGCAUGUUUAUUAAUAGAAAUACACUUAUAUAUAGUUUCUUUUUAAGAAUUUUGACACUUCCAUUAUUCGCAAGUUAUACAACAAAUUUUUAUGUAAAUACAAUGUCAUCUCGAAUUUAUCGACGGGAACUUAUCAAAUUAUUUUCAUCGUGUAAAUGGAAACUAUUUAGAGAUGACCGAAAUUGGUUUGUAUCAUAUGUUGAUAAUUUAAUCUUUCUUCAAUCACAAGCAGCAAAUAAUGGUAAAGAUAGAACUACAAUUGAAGAUGAUAUACCACUUGUUGUUACUCAUCCAAAAAUAAUAAUUUCAUAUCAAUGGGAUUAUCAAAAAGAUAUUGGUUAA